GUAGAAAGAAGAAGAAGAAGAUUAGAGGAACACAGAGUCACAGACAUUGCAGAGACCACCAAGAAAAAUGGAAAGCUAAGCAGAAAAGAGACCGAGAUACAAGAGAAGAGAGAUGCAUCAGAUGGUGAAAUUUGUUAAGAAAUUAUCUUAGGACAGAAAUGGUGGGCUAGAAGAUUUGGACUUCUAAAACGAAGGAGUUGAAGAUUUAGGCAAGAAAACCAAAUACAUUGCCAUACAACAAUGCAAGCUAAGAUCAGUACUUUCUUCAAAAACCCUACUUCUACUUCUAUGGCACCCAAAUCUCCAGACCCACAUCCCAUUUUUGACGAACUCACCAUCUGGGAGAACAAACAGCACCAAGUCUUCAACACCUACUCACGCAGAGCUCGAAACCCAGAUAGUAACAAAGGGUCAAUUGGUGAGAUACUAGUGAAGAAACCCAAUUCAGAUAAUUUGUGUUCAAUAGCGAAAUCGAAGAGUUCUGAAAGAGCAAUUAAGACGAAGAAGAAGAGAACUUAUGCACAGUUGCAUUUGGAUUUGGGUCAGUCUGAUUUUAAUUUACACACAUGUUCAACAUGUGGGGUCAAGUAUGCUCCUGGAGAGGAAGAGGAUGAGAAGGCUCACAAGAGAUUUCAUAGAGACUAUACCCUUGGGAUUCCAUUCAAGGGUUGGUGCAGUGAAAGGGUUGUCCAUAUGCCUUCAAUUGAAGGUGGUCGAAUCGUUUUGGUGUUAGAUUGUGAUCCUGUUGCACAUAGGAGCAAGGUCGAGGAAGUGGUAAAAAUGAUGGAGAUUGAGCUUGGAAGUGGAUGGAUUUUCCAUAAGAGUUGUAAGGUGUAUCUGUUUAUUUCCUCCCAAAGGAUUGUAGGUUGCCUACUUGCAGAACCAAUAAAACAAGCAUUCAAAGUUUGCUCAUGCUCAUCGAAUGGGGGAUCUGAGGGCACUUCUUCCAAGGAAGUGGCAAGACAAAGUUCAACCUCCCUCCAAUUUGGGGAUAUCAGUUUUAAAAGGGAAGUCAAGAAAAGAACCCGUUCUGUUAAUAGUUCUAAGGUUUUGGAUGGGAAUCUCAAUGGAGCAAUCAUUUGUGAAAACGAAGGGGUACCUGCUGUCUGUGGCAUUAGAGCUAUUUGGGUCACUCCCUCUAACAGAAGAAAGCACAUAGCUAGCCAAUUACUGGAUGCUGUGAGGAUGAGUUUCUGCAUGGGUUCUGUUCUUGAACUCUCUCAACUGGCACUCUCUCAGCCAACCUCAGCUGGAAAGGCACUGGCAUCCAAUUAUUUUAGCACUGGAUCUUUCUUGGUGUACAAAACCAACGGUCUAAACUCACAGAUGGUUAAUUAAAAAUUUCUAGACUAAGCAUCUCCUGAUGAAGUUGUUUACUUUCAAUGGAAGCUUUGCAAAACCUUUUUCUGCUUUUGCAUUAAUUUUUAGGGAAACUAUUGCUAAUAUUUGGUGGAAGUAUUUACCACCUCUGUUCAGCUGAGUCAUGCAGAUGCAUAUCUGCUUUGUUAUUGGAGGGAGUAAAAGAUAUCUGUAACUCUCUAGGGUAACCCAAAUGAGAGGGGAAAUAAAUAUGAAAGAGAAAAAUAAAGCAGAUAGGACCAUUUUUAAGAAAAACAAUAA
Molecule: messenger RNA, 1620 nt
Organism: Quercus robur (English oak)
Lineage: Eukaryota; Viridiplantae; Streptophyta; Magnoliopsida; Fagales; Fagaceae
Product: protein CHROMOSOME TRANSMISSION FIDELITY 7-like
Exons: 7
Coding region: 241-1338 (365 amino acids)
Biological process (GO): mitotic sister chromatid cohesion
Cellular component (GO): nucleus; chromatin
Molecular function (GO): protein-lysine-acetyltransferase activity
Source: RefSeq, a predicted model, not a curated record